AUGGAGUAUGUUGACCCGAUAAUAAGUCAUUUCAAAGAUCAAGAAAACAUUAGCAAAGAGACACUAGCGGAACUCAUCAAAGAACAACAAGGCAAGGAAUCGCGGGCGAAGAAAAAUGUAGGACCAUCUCACAAACUACACAUUAGAGAUAAAAACCUGAGUAAUUGCGAAAAGGCUCUUUCCAUUUUCACAGACUUGCUGAAACUCACAUUUCUCAUACAGAAAUCUUGGGAUCUACAGGCGUUGUGCAAGAGCGUUUUAGUACGAUUUGAUAUCCAAACAUCAGGUUACUCUGGCCAAGAACCCAAGUUGGACCACGCAGAGACUUUUUAUCGAGAAUUGGCUCUCAAAACAAUCACAAGAUGCGGGAAGCUGUCGGAGGCGAUUGAAAAGUUGUCAUUGGACUCUCAAGCUAUCCGUGACUAUUUACAAGAGCAAUCUGAGUACGACGCAGCAUCAUGCAUAAGCGACUCGGCGUGCCUUCUGCUUGAAAUGUGGUUUCUGUGCGGUAAGACUAUGCAAUCUUUAAAACGGAAUGUGGCCGCAUUGUUCAUUAAAGCAAAGUUGCUUCUCAUAGAUUGCGAACUCGAAGUAAUGAAGUCUUUGGCUAGUGAAGAUGGCUAUGGAUCGUUGGAGGAGACCGUUACAUCAUAUAGGCUCUUCAUCAAAGUGCUUCUACAACAAAUUCAGGAUGCAGACACUAAUCACGACCAAACGCUUUUCGAAGAAUGCCUCCAAGUAUUUCUUGAUGUCGAAUCUAUGUUCAAUGCCAUGAACAUCAACUGCCUCCUCUAUGAAACCCAGCAUGCACCACAAGAAUCCCAGAUUACACAAAGUGCCAAAUCUAAUAUCGUCCAGGAAGCUUCGGAGCUGCGAGACAUUUCUCAAUUUGUGGAUGAUACCGUCAACGCGGAAGUACACAGUGAUGAAAACGAAUUUGCUGAUCUUCUACCAAAAGAGUUAGGUACUAUCAAGGAGAGAAGAAUGUCCGAGACGUCUAGUUUAUCGGUGUCGCUUAUGAUGGAAAAAACGUCUUUAAAGCGCGAGCUGCCAAACUUGUUGCAGGCUUUCAAUAACGCAAAGAGACUGGAACAAGAACUAGAGAAUGCUCGUGCAACCAAAAGCUCACCUCAAGAAAACUCUCUUUUGAACUUAUCGAUGAGAGCCCCUACGUCAUCUUUGUCCUCGUCAAUGAUAUCCCCGUCAUCUAGUGUGCUUAUGAGCUCACUCCCACGAUUUGGAAGUGAAUUAAGCAGCUCCAUGUACUCCAAAAGUAGCAGCAUGGGACUCGAAGAUGAUUCAAAGGUCAAGGAAGAUUCCCUCAUGAAAAGCACAAACUCCGCAUCUGAUCUUCGUUUAAUACCGCCCGACCCACACCCAGCAUCAGGGAAAAAUGACAAGCUGUUGCGGUUGUCAUCAAUACAGAAACUACCAUCGUCUUACCGCCAAACUACAAACGUCCAGGGAUUUGGAAGCAAUGUUCUGAACAACCUGUACGGGUUGGGUAAUAAAAAUUAA
Lachancea nothofagi CBS 11611 is the source of this 1518-nucleotide messenger RNA. The record is from the annotation of a GenBank genome assembly. NCBI's taxonomy places the organism in Eukaryota, Fungi, Ascomycota, Saccharomycetes, Saccharomycetales, Saccharomycetaceae.